This is a messenger RNA of Colossoma macropomum (tambaqui), 1938 nucleotides long. RefSeq names its product perilipin 1 (gene plin1). The transcript has 9 exons. Gene Ontology annotation, cellular component: lipid droplet. Gene Ontology annotation, biological process: lipid metabolic process. Bases 223 to 1284 code for a protein of 353 amino acids. The record is from RefSeq and is a predicted model, not a curated record. Lineage: Eukaryota; Metazoa; Chordata; Actinopteri; Characiformes; Serrasalmidae.
GUAAAAACUAACACUGCCAACUAGGUAUUUCUACAAUUGCAGCAGCCGCAAGAGGUAACUAUGGGGCAUGGUCAAGUUGACUGAUGAUGGAUCAGGAAUAGAAGCUGAGCUGGUGGGAGUAGCCAGAGAGGUUCAGCCAUUGUUAGGACAUGUCUCUGUACAUACAACUGGCUCGAAACUGCAGAUAGAGACUUAACUUUACGCUGUCAGCAGUCUUGGAAAAUGCCACCAGCAGAAAGGGACCACGAUACAUCUGAAAAUAACCAGAAUGUGUUUGCAAGACUCCGGAAUCUUCCAAGUGUCAAUAUCACAUUCGAGGUCAUCGGGAGGUCAUACUCCAGCGCUAAGGCUGCUAACCCAUUCCUGUCAUCUGUUUGUGGAGUUUGUGAAGAAGGCAUGAGGAGUGCUGGCAGUCUGGCUGCCCGGAGCGUGCAGCCUGCUGUCCACAUGCUGCAGCCUCAGCUUGUAGCUGCCAACUCACUGGCCUGCCGAGGAUUGGACCGCCUUGAAGAGAAAAUGCCAGCUUUGGAUUUCCCCCCUGCAAAGUUGGCAGCAGGGAUCGGAGACCUGGUGUCUUCUGCUGUGCAGAGCCCAGCUGUGCAGUACGUCCUGAGCAGCAAGAUUUCACAGAUGGCAGAAGAAGGAGCUGACACUGCCUUGACUUUCACUGAGCGUGUAGUCAACUACAUACUCCCAGCAACCUCUGAGGAGAAAGAGGAGGCGGCGUUGGAGGUGCAGAAGUCUAAUGUCGGCACUGCUGGCACAAAGCCCGGUUUUAGAAGACUGGGAGCGCUGGCGAGCACCGUCUGGAGACGUGCUUAUGGGCAGACAGCCUCAUGGCUCCAGCAAACCAAGAGUCAAGGUCAGCAGCUGGCCGUACACAUCCCCAGUGUGAACCCUCCGAGAGAUGGAGACUUGGGGAAGCAGCUUCAGAAAGCCUAUGUGUCAGUGGUGGCUGGUGCAAAGAACGCUUCCCAUGCCAGCAUAGACCUGGCAAAGGACGGCGCCAUUGUGCUGCUGGAGUCUCUGGCCACAGCUAGGCGGAAAGUGCUGGACAGCAUCACUUAUUAUGGGCCGCUUCCUGGCCAAUCUUCCAAGCCCAAAGAAGAGAUCCUUUACAACGGGGAGGAAGGAGAGAAAGCAGAAGAGACAAGAAGCCAGUCGAAUGGCUCUCCUGCAGUGGAGUCUAAUGGUUCAGACCAGAGGAACAACCCCUCUCACAAUUCCCAGGAGUCAGUGAAGGAUGGAGAGAGCGUCGCCUCCUCCAUACAAAGCAGAUCCUAGAGAAAAGUUGCCCAGAGCCUCCUUUGGAAAGUUGAGACAAAAUGAAGGUUACAGUGCUCAGUCUGCAGAUUUAUGCAGAUUAUGAAGGGGGGGCAUGAUACCAUUGGAUGCCACAGGUCUGACAAAGUAAGACAAAGUUAACCCUUGGAAGUCAAAUUUAAGUCAUAAGACCACCCUUCAUUUAUUCAGUUUCUAGUCAAAACAGCCAAGUUGUUCAUUUUUCAGCAUCAGGAAAAAAGCAGAAAAACAUAUUUAACUAAAAUUUAUACAGCUUUUGUCUUUAUUACAACUUCUGUUCCUUUCAGGAUAUUUGCUUUCAGUUUUUUAAAGAAAUCUGCAGGGAUAUUUUUCCACACUUCCAAAGUUCAGCCUUAGAAGUUGGUUUGCAUACCUUUUAAUAAAUUUGUGAACUCCAGUUGUACUUAUUUUACAAGUGAGUUAUCAUCUAUCUAAUCUCAGAAAAAUCAUCUGAAAAAAUUGUAACUUGUACUUAAUGGCAGUUUUGACUGGAAAUGAAUGUUACGCAAUGAUAAAAAUGUGGCAAAAGUAAAGAAUGUUUUUCCCACAAAAUUAUAUAUAUAAUAAUUUUGGAGUAGAAAAGGAUGAAUUUUAUCAUCAAAUGAUAUUGAAAGUUUAAUAAGCUGUGAAAACUAG